This is a messenger RNA of Polistes canadensis, 447 nucleotides long. RefSeq names its product probable enoyl-CoA hydratase, mitochondrial (gene Echs1). Gene Ontology annotation, molecular function: enoyl-CoA hydratase activity. NCBI's taxonomy places the organism in Eukaryota, Metazoa, Arthropoda, Insecta, Hymenoptera, Vespidae. The record is from RefSeq and is a predicted model, not a curated record. Gene Ontology annotation, cellular component: mitochondrion. Gene Ontology annotation, biological process: fatty acid beta-oxidation.
AAUGAUAAAAUAGGUAACUUACUUAUCGAUAACUGGUUAUUACAUUGGUAAACAAGAUUUUAUCAGUAAAAACUAUUUUUCCUUACACAAAUAUUAUCAAUGAGGAAACAAACUCGUUUAAUCUGACCCUUAGCCUAUGAUAAAUACGAUAGUGCAAGGCCAUAGCAGUGGCUGCCACGUAGCUAUAAUGCAUUUAAAUAAGAACAUUUCAAUUAUUUCACAAUCGACUUAACAGAAGAACCUGAUCAACAUGGCAACUAUUCGCUUAGGACAAAUAUUAUUUUCUCGCGUUUCUAACACUAUUAGAAAACCACAACAAUGCUCAUCUUUGAUCAAAUAUUAUUCUUGUGCAUCGGCUUCAUAUGGACUUGGUAAAGACCUAAAGCAAUGCACCCAAAGGCCCAUUUUCUCAAAUUGAGCGCCAAGAAUUUUAGGAUCACUGACCAA